AGCAUAUUCAUUACCCUCCAGGACACAUUAAAUUCCUCAACUCCUAGAUGCGCCAACUUAUCCUGAUCAGCUGAAAUCCAGCUGUUGCUCAUCUUCCAGUUUCGUUUAAUACGCUGUUCUCUCUUCGUGAACAUGGCUGGAAGCGCACUGGACCAGUUCUCGCAAAAUUUUACAAGCUCUCCAGACUGGGCAAAAACAAAUCAUCCUGGCAUUGGUGCCCGUCGCGGAUCUUCGACCCAGCCUCAUGGCCUUCACGCGCACCCGACCCUUCAUCAAGCGCCCCGGGGAGCCCUAAAUGGGCGAGGAAUUGCUUUGGGUGACCAAAAGCGUCCUCAGAGCGCGCCUCCGAAACGGCCAAUUACUCCACAAGCCUUUCGUUACGCCGGCGAACCUGGUCGAGGCUUUGUACGAGGCGGAUAUAGUUCCCACAGGGGCACGUAUGGACGCAGAGGGAAGCCGUCCGCCGCCAGCCCUUGGGCAUUUAGACAGCAUCAGUCGAUUAAACCAGUCGAAGAUUGGUCGAACUGGACAGAACUCGGUGUUAAAGUCUCCGGCCUACCUUCCUCUAUCACUACGCUUGAACUAUAUCGCAUGUUGAUCGAUGAAGGGCCGAUCGAGACCAUUGAAAUCUUUGAGAGCACUAGAGGAACUCGAGAUGGUGUAGCAAGAGUUCGAUUCAGCCCUCCUCCGAGAAGAUCAUUUUGGUUGGAACAAAGCUAUGCCGUUGAGACUGCUGCCUCAAAACAGCGGCCCAUUGCGGUCGAGUUGGAGCCCAAGCGUAGGACUUUUCUGCACCCUAGUCCUUUAAAUCCGUCGAUUAAAUAUCCGGAACGGACGACUUUACUGGCAGAAGCUCUUGACUUUGGCUUCCUGUACGAUGAAUCAACAAUGAUGGCCAUGCGUAACAUAUACGGAACCAGCCAGUCUGACAUUUGCUUUACACUAAACUUGAUUCGCCGGGAAAUUGACAUUCGGUUUAAUUUACACAUCCAGGAUCCACGGCGCCAAAUUGGUCUUGCUCCCAAGCUUGCAGGUACCAAGCCAGCGGCUACCGUUGGCUCUCUCGACAGAAUCGAAACCUACCGGUUCAGGAUUCCCUUUGCGCAAUGCCAGCGAAUUUUUGAGAUGGAUAUUGGAGACGACAAAAAGGUGCUCAUUGUGCCAAUAGACACGCCGCCAAACUUCUUCCGAAGAGUCAAACGCAUUGAGGCAACUCACGAUGAGAGAGCAACAUUCUGGAACGAAUGGGAGACCUGGCGUAGACAGACUGAUGUGCUCUACGCACCAAAUCAGCUUAGACAUGUACCCUUAACUCUGAAGAAGGGCGCCCCUAUUAUAGAUAUUGGAAGAUGGACAACGUAUCGGUUCGUGUUCAGCAAAGCCAAUAACGACUGGAACAAAUACGCUGUAGUGCACCGAGCUCUGCGGGACUACAAUGUGGAGAUGCUGGGGAUUGAGAAAUUUGCACUCAAGGUUGAUCCCGAAUCGUCGGUCUGGGAGUUUAUAGAUAGACCUUCAGUCCGUGACCAGAACUCUGGCUCGUUUCUCGAGGACAUGGCCCAGUUGACAGUUCCGCCACUCUCUUUCCCCGUGCGAUAUCAACUCGAGGUCUGCAUUUCUCAGGGUUGCCUUAACGAGCACAAUAUAAGCAAAGCCUUCGUCGAUGCGUUGACAGCAAUGGACGCAAAGAGGGCCCAGGAUCUUCUUGAGCACGUGGCCUCUCAGAAACGACGAUUUUACGAUCCGAUGGAGAUAUUUACCUUGAAAUACCCUAGGGUAUCACAAACAAAGAUUCCACAUUACUGCGCAGAAAUGCGAUCGGCAACAGUAACGCCUACCAUGGUCUAUUACAACAGUCCAAGCAUCGAAACAUCAAAUCGCGUAGUCAGGCGCUAUAUCGAGCAUUCGGAUCGCUUUCUCCGUGUGCGAUUCUCAGAUGAGAAAUACCAGGGGAGAAUCAAUGCUAUAGAGAAUCAAUCAAAUGAUGAGAUUUUUACGCGAAUAAAGAGAAUUCUUGCGAAUGGUAUAACCAUCGGAGACCGUCAUUAUGAAUUUCUUGCAUUUGGAAAUUCGCAAUUUCAUGAACACGGUGCCUAUUUCUUUGCCAGGCUUCCGCAUCUGAACGCUGCCGAUAUUCGGCUUUGGAUGGGAAAGUUUGACAAUAUCAAGGUUAUUGCCAAAUAUGCAGCUCGCAUCGGACAAUGUUUCUCGACCACGCGGGCCAUUAACGGAACAAGGGUAGAGAUUAAAGAGCUCCAAGACAUUCAACGUAAUGGCUAUAAUUUCACUGACGGUGUCGGCAAGAUCUCUCCUUUCCUCGCGACCAUAGUCGCAUCAGAACUUGAGCUUCCCAACCCACAGGAUCCCCCAUCGGUGUUCCAAUUUCGGCUCGGUGGUUGUAAAGGUGUGCUCGCAAUCUCUCCUGACGCCAAAAAGAAUGAGAUACAUAUCCGCGAAAGCCAGUAUAAAUUUGCUGCAGCACAUAAUGGCCUUGAAAUUAUUCGCUGGUCUCAGUUUGCCGCGGCUUCACUGAAUAGGCAAAUCAUCCUCGUCCUUUCUGCACUUGGUGUUCCGGAUGAAGUUUUCGUCAAUAAAUUGAAAGGCAUGCUUUCUGAUCUUGAGCAAGCGAUGUCGAACCAAAGCAAGGCAUUGCACCUACUUCAGAAAUACGUUGACCCGAAUCAAAUGACAAUGAAUAUAGCGAAUAUGAUUUUGGACGGGUUUCAACAGAGUAAUGAGCCCUUUGUGGCCUCGCUGUUGCACCUAUGGAGAGCUUGGUCCAUCAAAUAUCUGAAGGAAAAGGCGAAGAUUCUCAUCGAGGAUGGCGCUUUCGUUCUGGGCUGCGUUGAUGAAACUGGAAUAUUAAACGGACACUACGAUAAGCAAGAUCGGAGAAAUGUGAAUAAGGAGGCUGUUGAUCUCCCCGAGAUAUUCAUUCAAGUUUCUGAUCAAGAGAGGAAAGAUGGUUAUGUUGUCAUUGAAGGACCAUGCCUUCUCGCACGGAAUCCCUCUCUACACCCCGGGGACGUUCGCGUCGUGCGUGCCGUCAACGUUCCUGAGUUAUAUCACCUGAAAAACGUUGUUGUUCUACCGCAAACUGGCGAUCGAGAUGUUGCUAGCAUGUGCUCUGGCGGCGAUCUCGAUGGCGACGAUUACCUGGUCAUCUGGGAUCAAGAGCUGACUCCUACUGAAUGGAAUUACGAGCCAAUGGACUAUACGCCACCAAAUCCUGCCCCAGUUGAUGAAGUAACUAUAGAUCAUAUCACUUCCUUCUUCGUUACAUAUAUGAAAAACGAUCGACUACCUACCAUUGCCACGUCGCACAUGGCUCAUGCAGAUUACCUCGAUACCGGCGUCAAGGAUCGAAAAUGUUUACAAUUAGCGGCACUCCAUUCGAAGGCUGUCGACUAUACAAAGACCGGAGAGCCAGCCAGAAUGCCCAGAGAGCUUCGAGCUCGGAAGUGGCCCCAUUUCAUGGAGAAGAACCAUGUACCGAAGGAGCAGAUUUAUGUCUCACGCAAGGUCCUUGGUCAGCUUUAUGAUCAGGUCCAACGUGUGGAUUUUGUUCCUCAUUUUGAGUCGAAGUUUGAUGAGCGUAUUCUGGGAGCCUGUCAAACAAGAGAUGAAGAUAUCAAAGCCGCUGCGAUGCUCAAGGAGGAGUAUGAUGCUGCCAUGCGCCGUAUCAUGGCGCAGUAUCAGAUUGAUACAGAGUUUGAGGUAUGGUCGACCUUUUUAAUGAGCCACGCAAAUGCAUCAAAAGACUACAAGUUCCACGAGGAGAUGGGAGUGAUAUCAUCUGGACUUAAGCAGCGGUUCAAGCAGGCCUGUUUCGAAAAGGCUGGCACAAGGGAUGUUGAUGGGCUCGUGCCGUUUGUAGUUGCAAUGUACAAAGUGACUGAGCAACAGUUAAGCCAAGCUCUGGAAGAGAGUCGCAGGCCCAGAACAGUCGCAGGUCAGGAAGAACCGAGCAAGAAGAUCAACGUGAGCACGAUGCCUCUGAUUAGUUUUCCAUGGCUAUUUGACAAGGUCUUGGGGAGAAUUGCAAAUGGCGAGCUACCGGGUCGACAUGGCCAGGCUACGGAGAGAUUGCCGCCAGAAAGUAUGGAGGGGCAUCCUCCAAUAGGAGCCCAUCUGGCUAAGCCGAUAAAUCUGGGCGAGUUGGGCCUCGAAGGAGACUCAUUGGAGACGAACGAGGGAGUCACUCAUCGUGGGGAGAUGCUGCAACUUUUCCAGCAUGGAGAUCGCCAGGAGCAGAACUCCAAUAGGCAAGGAAGUGGUGCCCCGCUGGCGGAGUUCGAUCGAAAAGAUAUGGAUAUGCUACGUCAAAAUCCUCAUACCAACGUUGUCGCCCCCAUAGAUAAGCUUGGGUUCGAGGAUGUUGGACCCCAUGGUAUGUCUAAGGUCCCGCAGGAUCUCGAAGUUGAAAUUUGGAAGAGUACUCCUUCCGAAGAGGUGGAGAUGUCGCCUACUGAAGCAGCUGAGGAUUGUGGCCACCCAGAUGGCUUGACAAGCGUCGAGCCACAAGGCUCCCCAGAAACACGCGAAAGUUUCCUUCCUCGUCCUCAUCUUCUAGAUACACUUCUGAACUCUGAAAUUUCUUCACCAUUACUUCCAAUCCUUGAGCCAGAACAUAAGAGACUUGGGAUAGUCUCACAGCCCGAACCUAUUGAUGGUUCCAUUCUCCAGCGGGAGGAUACCGUGGGGAGCUUGGGAGCAGAAAUCGCCGAUGCACCGAGUGAUGGACUUCGGACCACGCUGUCAAAUGAUUCUGGGGAUCUUCUUGUCUGGGAGGAAAACGAAACUGCCACAAACAAUGGACUAUCGAAUGCUCCUGCUAUAAAAAGCGACCAAAAUAGUCGACAGAAUACGCCGGACAUUGAUGCACCAUCUUCGUCUCAUAGCUCCAGUCAAGUAGAGCAGCCCGAAGGUGUUGACGAAGAAGAAGCGUCAAGCUCCGAAGAAGAGUUUACCGAAGUCGUAACUCUUGACAUGGCAUCUGGGGAAUCUGCUCUCGAAGAGUUGUUUAAUCUCGUUUCUUAAGCAUAUAUUCCGACGGUGACUGUUUUGCUAUUUAUUGGACGUUUACAUCAUUACCUGCACCAAGAUUCGGACUUUUGGGCUAUUUAGGUUCUCAUGACUUACAAGAAGAGGUCGUAAGAUGAACAGGGCAAAUUCUAUAUUUACUGCUUUAGAGAUGGCUUAUACGUUUAAGGUCUCGUUGCUUGUUGGUAAAUAUUGCGCGAAUAAAUAAUCCAUCUAUGAGCAAAAGUUUCCUGACC
Molecule: messenger RNA, 5279 nt
Organism: Xylona heveae TC161
Lineage: Eukaryota; Fungi; Ascomycota; Xylonomycetes; Xylonales; Xylonaceae
Product: RdRP-domain-containing protein
Exons: 6
Coding region: 133-5040 (1635 amino acids)
Biological process (GO): siRNA processing
Cellular component (GO): nuclear RNA-directed RNA polymerase complex
Molecular function (GO): RNA-directed RNA polymerase activity
Source: RefSeq, a predicted model, not a curated record